Messenger RNA from Myripristis murdjan (pinecone soldierfish), 3992 nucleotides. RefSeq names its product euchromatic histone-lysine N-methyltransferase 1a (gene ehmt1a). The transcript has 23 exons. Gene Ontology annotation, biological process: negative regulation of transcription by RNA polymerase II; peptidyl-lysine dimethylation. Gene Ontology annotation, cellular component: chromatin; nucleus. The coding region runs from base 224 to 3352 and encodes 1042 amino acids. NCBI's taxonomy places the organism in Eukaryota, Metazoa, Chordata, Actinopteri, Holocentriformes, Holocentridae. Gene Ontology annotation, molecular function: histone H3K9 methyltransferase activity; zinc ion binding; p53 binding. The record is from RefSeq and is a predicted model, not a curated record.
CAUUCUGCGCUUGUAACUUUUUUAUUAAGUACCCGUUUGGAGUUUUAACUCCGUUUGCAAGCUGUUUACUCUCUGCAUGAUCCCUCUGACCUCUCGCAUGAGUUUUUGUUCACUGCGCUGGCUUUGUUUAGGCUUUCUUCCAUCUUUAAACUUCCCCUCUAAAGGUGCUUGUUGACGCCCCCAGACUCCGACUGGCUCCUCUGAUCGUCCAUUUAGAAAAGCCAUGGAUCCUGGAGGAGUUGGUGAAGGCUCUGGUCUGGGCAGAAGAGCCUCGGCCUCCAUGCCUGAGACACCCAUGGGAGCCAAGGGCCAAAGAGCUCAGAGUGGUCCGAGGCCCACUGUCAAGAUAACUCCCUUCCAUGGCUCACCCAUUGUCAACAGUGGUGUGCUUCCUCGCAACAAACAACCAGGACUGGUGUCUGGAAGAGCAGCCGGUGGUCUGCUUCUGGAAACACCCAGAAGCCAGACUCUCUUCCCAGUCAAGGAAAGAGUUGCUGCUGCUGGGAGUGCAGAGGACCCAGCCUCCAGUUCAGCCUCGGCACAGCCAACAGUAAUAGCAAAGGCCAAGGCUUUGAGCACGACGACCUCAAGUCCUCCUGUUCUCAAGCCUGUGGGCAGGAAGGCAGCCAAGCCGAGCUCAGAAGACACGGUGAUGUCCAAACCACCUUCUCGUGAGAAAGCUCCUCCGAGCCUGAAAGGCAGAGGCAGGGGUGCUGUCUCCACCAAGCCUCAGCCAGCUGUGAAAAGGAAGAAGAGGAAGAUGGGCAUGUACAACCUGGUCCCAAAGAAGAAGGUCAAGGUUCUGAAACAGCAGGAAAAAAAAGAGGACCAUGUCUUACCUGUGGAGACAGACAGAGGUGUGGCAGAUGGAGGGAAACCAGCGAUCCCAGUUGAGACUCUCAGGGCUGGAGAGGCGGUGGCUGUCAGGAAUGAGCCUGUGUUGCCGGCACAGCUGGAUGAAGGCAGCCAUGUAGAAUACACAGAGCUGGCUCUGGACUGCCUGGACCUGAAAGCCCAGGAAGAGCUGCUUUCACCUGCACUCUCAGGUUUACUGGUGGAUUCUGAGGUGGCAGAAACAGACCUGGCUGAGGAGUUGCCGCUAUGCUGUUGUCGCAUGGAAACUCCCAACAGCGGAGGCAGCCUCACCACGCCUGAUCAGACCUGCAUGGCCACCGAGAGCGUGGAUGGAUUGUUGAGUCGGUGCCAGCGUCGAGUGAUGAAGCAGGAAAUGAUGCGACCCUCCAACACGGUCCAUCUCCUAGUUCUGUGUGAGGACCACCGAGCCGGCAUGGUCAAGCACCAGUGCUGCCCUGGCUGUGGCCUCUUCUGUAGGGCGGGCACCUUCAUGGAGUGUCGGCCGUAUGGCAGCAUCUCUCACCGCUUUCAUCACGGCUGUGCCUCCAUCCUGAAGGAUCGCAGGUUUUGCCCUCACUGUGGGGAGGACGCCAGUGGUGCAAAGGAGGUCAAGAUCAAGCCCGACCCAGUGCCCUCUGUCCCUAGAUCAGAACCCGGGCCGGCUCUGUCAACCGCUCCUGCUCUACCCACCCUGCCAUCUGUACCCGCCACGCCUGCUGUUCCCCAAAUACUCAGGGCCAAGAAGACCAGCGAGCCACAUAGGACCAGAGAUGAUUGCUCAAAUAUGGUGAAGGGAGACGCUGAGAGUGCUGCUGAUCGACCACCUAAAGAGUCACUGGAGAGCAUCUUGAUGGCACUGGAUGAUGAAAACUUGAAACCAAAGAAAGUGAAGUACCCCACCAAGCAGCUGUACAUCUCUGCCAAACAAGGAGAGCUCCAGAAGGUUAUUCAUCUGCUAGUGGAAGGGAAAGACCCCAACUUCUUGAUGGAGGGCCAAAACAAGCGCACCCCUCUGCAUGCAGCAGCUGCUGAGGGCCACCAUGAGAUCUGCCACAUGCUGGUCCAGGCUGGAGCCAACCUGGACAUGUUUGAUGAGGAGCAGCGAACACCGCUGAUGUCUGCUUGUGAAAACAACCAUCUGGAUACGGUGAAGUACCUGCUCAGAGCUGGAGCUGCUGUCAGCCACAAGGAUAUUAGGGGCUCCACCUGUCUGCAUUUAGCAGCUAAACUGGGACAUUAUGACAUCGUUCAUCAUCUGCUCUCCAAGGCAUCCAAAUACAUCAACUGUCAGGAUGACGGCGGGUGGACUUCGAUCACCUGGGCCAUCGAGUACAAGCACAAGGAGCUGGUACAUCUGCUGCUGGCCAGAGGAGCUGAUGUUAACAUCAGAGACAAGGAGGAGAAUGUUUGCCUCCACUGGGCAGCGCUGUCGGGUUGUGACGACACCGCCCAGGCGCUGCUGGAGGCUCAGUGCGACCUUAAUGCUGCCAACGUCCACGGAGACACGCCGCUGCAUGUCGCUGCCAGAGAAAACAAGCUGGAGUGUGUGAUGCUGUUUCUGUCUCGAGGAGCUGACGUCAACCAGAGGAACAGGGAGGGAGAAACCGCUCUGGACUGCUGCAUCUACAGCUCCAAGGUCUGGGUGGCGCUCAACACCAACAAGAAGCUGACCGACGCCAGGAGAGGCAGGGAUUGCCAUGGAGAACGAGUCCUCAACAGAGACAUCUCUCGAGGGUACGAGGCUGUUCCUAUAAGCUGCGUUAAUGGCGUUGACAGUGAGCCCUGCCCCCAAAAUUUUAAAUACAUCGCAGACAACUGUGUGACCUCCCCGCUGAACAUCGACAAGGACAUCACUCACUUACAGCACUGCACCUGUACAGACGACUGCUCAUCCAGCACUUGCAUGUGUGGUCAGCUCAGUCUGCGGUGUUGGUAUGACAGCGAAGGUCGUCUGCCACUGGAUUUCUGUGAGCGGGAACCUCCGGUGCUGUUUGAGUGUAAUCACGCCUGCUCCUGCUGGAGGACCUGCAGGAACCGAGUGGUGCAGAAUGGACUGAGAGCCCGGCUGCAGCUCUACAGGACACAGAAGAUGGGCUGGGGAGUGAGGGCGAUGCAGGAUAUUCCUCAAGGAACAUUCAUUUGCGAGUAUGUUGGGGAGAUCAUAUCUGACGGAGAAGCUGACAAAAGAGAGAAUGAUUCUUUCCUCUUCACCCUCGACAAUAAGGUAGGUGACGUGCACUGUAUUGACGCACGGCUUUUUGGCAACAUCGGCCGCUUCAUCAACCACCUAUGCGAGCCAAACCUGCUGGCUGUGCGUGUGUUCACCAUGCACCAGGACCUGCGCUUCCCCCGGAUAGCCCUCUUCUCCAGUCGGCCCAUUAAGGCUGGAGACCAGAUAGGGUUUGACUAUGGCGAUCACUACUGGAGGAUCAAGAGCAAGCACUUCAGCUGCCAGUGUGGCUCUCCAAAGUGCCGCCACUCAUCAGCUAACAGAUAGAUGCAUAACUCACUGAUGGUUUUACUAGCAUGCCCCUCCCUCUCUCCACACACACACACACACACACACACACACACACACACACACACACACACACACACACACAGAACACUGCCCCAUGUUGCCAUGCACUGCUCUAGACUCUGAGGCGCUGCCUUUUGAACCUGAUCACAGAAAAUUGGUGCUUUGACUCAGCAGCUGCCAUCAGAAUAGCAUGAAUUUGUCUAUACUCAUUGGACUGUGUUGAUCUUCUAAAAUCUACUGUUUCCCAGCUACUCAUGAAAAAUGUCACAUUCCACCAUCUACCAGUACAGGAUCUAAUUUAUUUAUACACUUCGUUCAUUAUUCCAUCUCAACUGCAGCCUGGCUUCAACCAAGGUAAAUACCCAGGGUAAAAACAGCUAGGAAUAGGCAUUGAAGUGAUAUGGACCAAUUUUGAAAUGAAUGAAUAAAAACAUUAAUGAGUCAAUCAGAGAAUCUUAGCAGAUAACUUGAACCCUUAUGGCCUCUCUUUGUAGUAAUGCCAAUUAUCAAAUUAUUGGAUUUAUAAACUGAAAUCAUGUUUUUACUAGACUGUAAUGUUUUAUGAACCUAAUUUUUUACUACAUGUCUAAUUAGCAAUUAAAUACAUUUUAAAGCA